This is a messenger RNA of Eimeria necatrix, 648 nucleotides long. RefSeq names its product (3R)-hydroxymyristoyl ACP dehydrase, putative. The record is from RefSeq and is a predicted model, not a curated record. Lineage: Eukaryota; Apicomplexa; Conoidasida; Eucoccidiorida; Eimeriidae.
AUGAUGGCCUGGCCUCGUUGCUGCGUCUGUCUCUGUCUUUGCCUCUUUUACCUUCCCCUCAGUUCUUUGGCCUUUACCAUCAAAAGCCCGCCUGCCCUCCAGCGAGCAGCAGCAGCAGGAGCAGCAGCAGCAGCAGCAGCAGCAGCAGCAGCAGCAGCAGCGGGUACCGGGACGCGGAGUGGGUGUCUGCGUUCGAGUGUACGUACACCGGCGCUCACGGCGGAGCAAAUAAAGCAGGUUUUGCCCCACAGAUAUCCUUUUCUUUUGGUGGACAAAAUAGUCUUUUUCGAAGCUGGAAAAAGAGCUGUUGGAGUUAAAAACAUUUCUAAUAAUGAACUCCAAUUCAACGGACACUUUCCCCAAAGAGCCGUCAUGCCCGGCGUGCUGCAGCUGGAGGCCCUCGCCCAACUCGCGGGCAUCGUCGCUCUGCAGCCGCCGCUGUCGGACGGAAAAGGAGUUUUCUUUUUCGGGGGGGCCAACGGCGUGAAGUGGAAGCGGCCCGUGGUGCCGGGAGACUCGCUGGUGAUGGAGGCCGAACUGCUGACUUGGAAGCCAAAAUUCGGAAUUGCCAAAUUCAAAGGCCGAGGGUUUGUGGACGGCCAGUUGGCCGUGGAGGUCGAGGAGAUGACUUUCGCCUUCGGCCGCUAG